GAGCAAUUAUCUGGUACUAGCGUGAGUCAAUUGAAGAAGAGUUUAAGGAAAGAUGGCCAAAGAGGAACAGAAGAUGCAAGUAUUUUCUCGUCUGAUGGAAUUCCCAGUCCUUUCUUCUGCUUUUGAGUGGAUUAAAAGAAAAUACGAAGAUGCAAAGAAGUCCGAAGUGUCUGAAGAAUUCUUCCUUCGAACGGAAGCUAUCGUGAUAAAAUCUGCUGAUAAACUGAAACCUUCCUUAGAGAAGCUUGAAAGUCAAAUUUUGACCUUUGAUAAUUAUGCUGUGAAAGGAUUAAAGAAAAUUGAAGAGACUUUUCCUAUCACUAAGAAACAACCUGAAGAAUUAAAAGCAGCUUUAACUGCUUAUUUGCAAGACCUAAAAUCCAGUGGCAAAAUGGACGUGUUCUGGUCUCGUGUUCGGAUGACUGCAAAAGAAGUAUUGAACAUAGUUCUGGAAUUUAUUAAAAGCAUGCUGAAAGCUGAGACUGUAGUUUUAGUUGCUUCUGCUAUUGCAAACUUCUUAUUGCCUCCCUUGAAGGACGAACCUGAAUUUUCGAAAACAACUACUCUCGACCUGAAAGUGGUGUUCUCAAAUUGUAUACACCGAAUGCGGUAUUAUGGAAAGGCUCUUGUCAGCAUGAACCCGGACGUAAAAUGGAGUGACUUCCCCCUUCUUGCCUUUCCCGCUAAACUCUGGUCCGUUCCUCUACUCGUGUACUACGAGAUGAUGGCAUCUUUUUCAUUAAAUAAAAAUGUAAUUUUGUAAAGCAAUUCGUUCAAUAAACAUUUUUUCAUAAUUAA
Centruroides sculpturatus (bark scorpion) is the source of this 798-nucleotide messenger RNA. RefSeq names its product perilipin-3-like. NCBI's taxonomy places the organism in Eukaryota, Metazoa, Arthropoda, Arachnida, Scorpiones, Buthidae. Gene Ontology annotation, biological process: positive regulation of triglyceride storage; lipid storage. Gene Ontology annotation, cellular component: lipid droplet; cytosol. The coding region runs from base 53 to 763 and encodes 236 amino acids. The transcript is spliced from 5 exons. The record is from RefSeq and is a predicted model, not a curated record.